This is a messenger RNA of Rubroshorea leprosula, 2000 nucleotides long. Lineage: Eukaryota; Viridiplantae; Streptophyta; Magnoliopsida; Malvales; Dipterocarpaceae. The record is from the annotation of a GenBank genome assembly.
GACCAAAUUUUGGCUCCAACUCACAGAAACAGAACGGAAAUUAGGGGAAAACUGAAAGGGUUGUACUAUACCUUUUCAGAGCGAGAGAUUGUUAGCCGGAGAAGAUGGAUGUUGAAGAACUACUCGAUUUCGAGAGAGAAGAUCCUCUUGCUCCUUCCCCUGUUGCGGCUAGGAAAAGGAAAAAGGUUAUUGGGUUGGAUGAUCUUUUGACUGAUUAUUAUAAAGAACGAAGUAAGAAUGUGGAGAAGGAGGCCAAGAAACCUGCUAAGGCCCCAAAAAACUACAAUUCUGAUGAGGAUGAGACUGGAAAAGAAGCUAAGCUGUCAGAAAUUGUUAAUCUCUGCCAAAAACAGAUGAAAGAGAUGAGCAGUGAGGAAGAGAUUUCUCACUGGGGCAUAAGGGUCUUUGGAAACCAGAAGACUCCACCCCCUUCUGUAUUUCCUGAGCUUGAAGAUUGCUCACUUUUGCAGUCUUUUGUGAAUGGUGAGCUUAAUUCUCUGGUGGGACUUACUGCUGAAACAGGUUGCUCUUUCCUUGAAGGAUUAUUAAUAAAUGGAUGGCUCUCAAGAUUGGUCUUUAAGUGUGGUUACCUAGAAAAAUCAAUAGCCACGUGGACCUUUAAUAUGAUGUUAUAUUCAUCCAAAGAAGAAGUAAGUUCAUCUGCAUGUGACUUUUGGUGCUCUACACUUUCACCAAUAAAUGAGGUUGGUAAAAUGCCCAUUAAAAUUGAAUGGUUACCCACCUAUAUGGAUCUCAAGAGAGCUCUUGAAACAUAUGGUUUUCUUUUCAAUUUUUCAUCCAACCCUGAAUCAGUUAAUCCUGGCUCUGAUGGGAAAGGGCCACCCCAAAAUAUUGGAUCCUGGUUUAAAAUUACCGCUGCUUGUUGUCAAGUAAGGGAUAAGCAGUCUAUCUUUCUGACUUCUGAAGCUGAAGAGUUGGUUGAAGUCAUUGUUUGGCAAUUUCUCGAUCACCAACUUCAAGGUCUAUCUGUUGUUAUGUACAAUUGUAUGCAGUCAGCUCUCAGUUAUUUUUCUGCUGAUGAAUGGAAUACCAGCUGUGCAAAAAUAGCGAAUUCUCUUGCUUGCAGAAUUCCUAGGGAUUUGAAUUGCUUGCGAGCAGUUGAAUGCAUUUCAGGAUCAGACACCCAUAGCAAGCAGCUCAGAAGUGCUCUUGCCUUCCAGAUUCUUGUAAAUUGUCUUGAGAAGAAGGCUACUGAUGAAGAAGGGAUCUUGAAUAUGCUUAUCUCACUCAAUGUGAAAGAAAAAGACAAUGAUUUCUUCAAGAUGUACAUUUAUUUGGUUUUGACCGAAAAUUGGCUUCUGUAUGAUAAAAAAUUGGAAGACAAGCCAGUGAUCAUGGAAAUGUGGGGUCUUUUUCUUCGCAACUGUUCUUGCCAAAUCUCUAGCAUGGAUUUGAGAUCUUAUGCUUCCAAGGUUCGCAGUAAAGCUUCAUUCCUUCUCCAAGGCACUUGCUGCAAAUAGUCAAAUGUAUCCCAUACCAUCCCUAGGAAAAAAACAUAGUCAAUAUGUGUUCAAGUUGUAUUCGGUGUUUAUGUUUGGUUUUGGCAGUCCUCUCCUCUCGUUUCUUCUUUUUUCUUUUUUUGACAGGAAGAAAUACAGUGUUAGGUUAGUAUCUGUUCGAGAAAAGUUGAGUUUGGAAUUCGACAUGCAAACCAAAGCGUGUUCCAUCUGCUUUUCAUUUUAAAAAAACAUGACCGCCACUACGACCACAUGGGAGAAUGUCGUUUCUUCCUUUUUCUUUUUUUGAUAGGAAGAAAUACAAUGUUAAAUUAGCAUCUGUUCAAGGAAAGUUGAGUCUGGGACUCGACUUACGGAUCAAAGUGCAUUCUACCUGCUUCCCACUUUGGAGAAGCAUGAUAGUCACUGUGGCCACAUGGGGGAAUGUCGUUUCUUCCUUUUUCUUUGUGUGGCCUAGGAUGUCAGGAACUGGAAACUGCCAUCUAGAGAUGGAUUAUUUGAUAAUAUAAUUCUCGAUAAUAU